Molecule: messenger RNA, 2154 nt
Organism: Tinamus guttatus (white-throated tinamou)
Lineage: Eukaryota; Metazoa; Chordata; Aves; Tinamiformes; Tinamidae
Gene: LEF1
Product: lymphoid enhancer binding factor 1
Biological process (GO): canonical Wnt signaling pathway; regulation of transcription by RNA polymerase II
Cellular component (GO): chromatin; beta-catenin-TCF complex
Molecular function (GO): RNA polymerase II cis-regulatory region sequence-specific DNA binding; DNA-binding transcription factor activity, RNA polymerase II-specific
Source: RefSeq, a predicted model, not a curated record
CACCCCGAGGAGGAGGGCGACCUGGCCGACAUCAAGUCCUCCCUCGUCAACGAGUCCGAGAUCGCGCCCAGCGCCGGCGGACACGAGGUUUCCAGGCAAACCCAGGCGCCAGACUCCUACCAUGAUAAAGGCAGAGAGCAUCCCGAGGAAGGAAAGCAUCCGGACAGUGGCUUAUACGGCAAGGGACCAUCAUACUCUGGUUAUUCUGGGUAUAUCAUGAUGCCAAAUAUGAACACCGACCCCUACAUGCCGAACGGAUCCCUGUCGCCGCCCAUCCCCAGGACAUCGAACAAGGUGCCCGUGGUACAGCCCUCUCAUGCGGUUCACCCUCUCACCCCCCUUAUCACCUACAGCGAUGAGCACUUUUCCCCGGGGUCGCACCCGUCUCACAUCCCCUCAGACGUCAGCUCCAAGCAAGGCAUGUCCAGACAUCCUCCAGCUCCUGAUAUCCCCACCUUCUAUCCCUUGUCUCCAGGGGGUGUUGGACAGAUAACACCACCUCUUGGCUGGCAAGGUCAGCCUGUAUAUCCCAUCUCGAGUGGAUUCAGGCAGCCCUAUCCAUCCUCACUCUCAGUCGACCCUUCCAUGUCCAGGUUUUCACAUCACAUGAUUCCUGGUCCUCCAGGCCCUCACACAACUGGAAUCCCUCACCCAGCUAUUGUAACACCUCAAGUCAAACAAGAGCAUCCGCACAACGACAGUGAGCUAAUGCAUGUGAAGCCUCAGCACGAACAGAGAAAAGAACAAGAGCCAAAAAGACCUCAUAUUAAGAAACCUCUGAACGCUUUCAUGUUGUACAUGAAAGAAAUGAGAGCGAACGUUGUAGCAGAGUGUACUCUGAAGGAAAGCGCAGCCAUCAACCAGAUUCUUGGCAGAAGGUGGCAUGCUCUCUCCCGUGAAGAACAAGCGAAAUAUUAUGAACUAGCUCGUAAAGAAAGGCAGCUACACAUGCAGCUUUAUCCAGGCUGGUCUGCAAGAGACAACUAUGGGAAGAAAAAGAAGAGGAAGAGAGAGAAGUUACAAGAAUCAGCAUCAGGUGGGAAAAGAAACACUUUCUCGACUUGCAAAGCAAAGGCUGCGACACCAGGACCCCUUCUGGAGAUGGAAGCUUGUUAAACCCUAGGUGUGUCCUUCAUCCACACAGACCACCCUGACGGGUCUGCCCAGGAUGCCAUUCACCCUGAUGUCACUGCUAGAGGCACUGAAUCAUAAAGACAAUCACUGCCAAAAUCCUUCACUCUUGCAAGGUCCAGCCCUGGUAUAAAAAGAGCAAAUGAGUUCCUGGGUCAGGAAAGCAGCUUUCUUCUCCAUCUCUGCCUUGCACUCUUAAUGCCCGUCCCAGCCGUGUCCAUACUGAGUCAGCAGCCCCGUAGCACGGCUGGCAGCUUCAGCCACCCCACUUACGCGACCACAGCUGCCCUCUCGAGCAUGCUGAGGAACGGAAUGUGCCCGGACGAGGAAGACACACUCACUUCUUUUUAUUUAAUGGUGCGACAGGAUCAAUUUUGGUUUUAGCUUUUUUAAGAAACUUGAAUGCUUUUAUAUUUUAACUUUUAGUUUUUAAUUUUCUUGGUGUAUAUUUUACUAGGUAUGAGCUUCUAAACAAGUGUCAAAAAUCUGAAAUACUUUUUAAAUAAAGGGUGUUUUUUGUUGUUUUUUUUUUUUCUGCCAGAGGAAAAGCCUGUAUGGAUAAAGGUGGAUUUUUUUUGUUGUUGUUAAACUAUUUGUAACAAAUAGUGGCCUCUAAGUCUAUAAUAACAGUGUCCUAUAGAGCUAAAUAAAUAUAACAACAGUCAGUUGGUCAGUAGACAUGUCAGUCUUGCAUCAUCUACUCUGUAAACAUAAGCAAUACAUCCAGCAAAUCUGACCGCAGUGAGUUCUCCUUCUCACCCAUUCCCCUUUUCCUUGUAAAAAGCCCAGCACUUGAAUUAUUACUUCAAUUGUUCUGUAUUUGUAUCUGUUUUUGUUAGCCUGUUAGUGGGAUUUUAUGCCAGUUGUUGAAAUGAGCAUUGAUGUACCCAUUUUUUUUUAAAGAGUAAGGCACAGCCUUUGCCAAAAAUACUGUCAACUUUUUUUUUUUUUGGGGGGGGGGGUCAUUCCAGUUUGAGUUAAUGUGCUGAGCAUUUGUUUUUUAAUAAAAGCUUUGUAAUAAAA